GCGGCGGCGGUGCCGGUGCCCGACGGGGCGGGCGGCGCGCGGGCGGCACAAUGCCUAUUGUGACGCAGUCGGCGCGAGCGCGGCCGCUGCCAAGCCGCGGCCAGACUUGCUGGGCUCAGCACUUCGGGCAGAACAAUGGGGCCGGCCCGGGGGAGGCGGCCGCGGCCGCGCCGCUCACCCGCCGCCCCCCGCCGCCGCCCCGCUCUGUCUCCCCCCGCAGGCGCCCCGCGGCCCCCAUGGCCAAGCAAGCCGCCGACGGGAACGCGCCGUGCGAGCGCGAGGGCGGGCGGCUGCAGGCGCCCCGCGGGCCCGGCCACCCGCGCCCGGGGGCCCCGACCUCGCUGCCCUGGGGCGAGGGGCAGCCGCCGUCGCCGUCGCCGCCCGUGGCGGCCCCGACCAGCCCCAGCCCCUUCGCCACCCGCUCGCCGCUCUUCAUCUUCGUGAGGCGCUCCUCGCUGCUGUCGCGGUCCUCCAGCGGCUACUUCUCCUUCGACGCCGACCGGAGCCCCGCGCCCAUGAGCUGCGACAAGGCCACGCAGACCCCGAGCCCCCCCUGCCAAGCCUUCAACCAUUACCUGAGCGCCAUGGAUGCUCUGUUUUUGUUUUGUGCAGCUUCCAGGUCGCAGUCUCACUCGCUCGCAGAAGAUGUACAGCCGGAAAUAUGGAUCGCACAGGAACUGCGGCGCAUCGGCGACGAAUUCAAUGCCUCCUAUUGUCCGAGAAGGGGUUUCUUGGAUAAUCGCGCGGGAAACCCCCAGGUUGUCAUUUUGCGCCUCCUGCAUUACAUCAUUCGCCUCAUUUGGAGAAGGCAGUGAGCGCUGGACGCUUUGCUUGCGAGACCUAGAGACUUGUCUCCUUGUGCCGAAAACUGAUGGAGAACAACUAGCGGCGGGUCUUUUCUGUGCCCUAGACAGGCAGUUCGGAAACCUUCCUUUCUUAAAGGACAUCCAGAGGUGCCGUGGUCUCCGUCGGCGGAAACCACGCACGUAGACUGCCGGCGUUUGUCUGUUCUUGGGGGGCACCGGAGGUGCGUGCCUUGCCGAUGGACCUGUUCGGACUCUCUGAAGCAGCAUUUUGAGAGUGGUGUUUACUGUGUUUCUCUCAAACUUUUUUUUUUUUUUUAAAGAUUGAUCUCAGAGAAAAUGCUCAACAAAUAUUCAGUAAUUUUUCCGUCGUUCCUGGAAACCCGUAGGUUCAUCUUGGAUCUACUCUGCAGUGGAGAAAACUGAGCCAGCUGAUCUGCAGAGCUGCCUUAGUUUGUAUUACAAACAUUACUGUACAGACUUGCAGCCCCUUCCCUCCCUCUUGGCAGGGGGGGGACGUGCUGGGAAGCAGCAGUCUCGCUUUCCCUCCCGAGUGUUUGCCCACAAAAAAGAGGCUGCUGGAGGAGGGGAGGGGGAUUUAAAUCUGCACUUCUUUUAUCUGUAAAUACCUAAUGUAACCCCAAAUCUAACCAUAUUUGCAUCAUGCAAAUAGCCUAUUUCCUGCUGACUUUUUUCUUCUUCUUCUUUUUUUUUUUUAAUGCUGAAAUUCCGGAUUUAGCUGUCUGACUCCCAGGGUCCAGAAAAUCACAACCAAACCAAACAAAAAACCAGUCCACCAGAUUGCCUUUUUAGAAAUUCUUUCUAUGAAGUGUGUGUGUGAACACACUUAUGUAGUGUAUAUUAUAUAUAAUAUAUAAUGUUGAUCACUUUGGAUAAUGCAGCAAUAAAGCGUUCUUGGAGGUAGGUUAAAACAGAUACCCAAACCCUGCAGUGCUGCACCCAGACAGGAAGGGUCCUACUGCGUAACUUCAGGAACUGUUUUCAACCAUGGUUAGCAUGUUACUGUUAAACCCAAGAGGGUUUUUUUAACAUUUUGGAUUUUUUUCUGGGGUCAUCUUUGCGUUAGACACGUCCAGGGUGACAGGAGAGACCAGGCCAGGCCGGGUGUGGAGCAGCUUGGGGACAAACAACGCAGUAUCGGCGGCUUGAAGAUCCCAAAAGUUCACGCUUUGAAAUCCAGCUGGAACAAAUCUUUUGCCGGUUUUGGAAGAUACUGCCGUGCGUGGCGGGACUUCCAUGUGCUCUUUUGAAAUGGUACAGGUCCUUCAGGGCACUCGCCACGUCCCUGCGCGGUGGAGCGUUGAGUCUUCUCAUGCGUCGCAGGCCACUGCUGCUCAAGGCGACCCUCCUCGAGAGCCGCAUCCGUACAACCGGGACUCCCCGCGGACUGGUCUGGGGAGCUGUUGUCGGCAGAAGCCGUGCGUCAGACUAACUCCUUCCAAAUCGUGGUCCUCUCCCCUGGAAAGCAUUCCCUGGGUGACUGAUGUUGUCCCAGGACGGUGCACCGUGUGUCCCAGGGGUUAUGUGCUUUCCGCAGUACCCUCCGGAGACCCCGUGGCCGUAAAACGUGGUUCAGAAGCUCCGCACGAGGCACAGAGCGUCGCUGGAAGAAGCAGGUUUGUCUCCUCGCGCCUGUUGAGCGGUGCGUGCCCAUCGGUGGAGGACCUCCUCGGCUCUGCUCAUCUCCAGCAUGCAGUAGGCUUCCGCGCAGCAGGUGCUUUUCGAACGAGCGGUUGCUUCUGCAGCCUGCGUAUCUAUGCACAAAUGUCCUGUCUGCCUUCAAAACUGUCUGCUUUCCUCUGGCUGGUGCAGGUGGUUCCCGUUUCCCAAAACCAACUUCCAAAUCCCCCAGUUUUAUCUCUGGUUUCACCAGCACCACGGAAGGAAAAAAAAAAACCCAACCAACCCCAAACUGUGGUAGCAGUUUUUCUACUGUGUUGCAAUAUAGGGAGAAGCUGUUCUGAGUGCCAUUGUAUUACUAGUAGUAUUUUUAACGGUAGGUAAAACCGUACAAUCCGAACUCUAUGCACUGGCUACUUGUGCCUGUCCGGUAGGCGAAAGACCUGUUAGUUGAGGUGUGGGGCUGUGUUCCUCCGCUUGCACUCGCUUGAAGGAUUAAGGAGUGAUGUUUUUUGGGUUCUGCAAGGUGAACAUCUGUCCCAGGAGUUGGCCUGGGUUGCGGAAGAUAUUUAGGGGGGAAAGAACUGGUGGAAAAUAGCCGAUGACCUUGGGUGGAGUUUGAGGAGAAGGGCCGUAGGACAGAGCAGGUUCUUGCUGCGCUGCCCCAGUCGUGGUCACGCCACCGUCUUUUGGUGUUUUCUAUGGGCAUAUGUGCAUGGAGUUGUGUAAAAAGGAAAAAAAAUGACAGGAGGGGUAAGAAAAACGAGCUUUUUCUCUGUUGAGCCACAGCGGCUACCUCCGCACGCAGCAUCAGUGGCUAAACCCGUGCGUUUUGGGGGCUCGCAGCCUUAGAGCAUCCUCAGCGCCCCGAUUGCUGCGGCAGACGCAUCGCAGGAGCACACCAAAGAAACGCGUCCUCGCCGUACCGCCGGGACGCGGAGCACUUUAUUCCCGUCCUCCGCACCCCACGCAGCCAAAGAGCUGGCGGGGGGCCGCUCUCGCGGGCUCGCCUUCGCCGGGCCCCGGCGGCCGGCUACCUUAGCAAGCGAUUGACUUAGAAAGGAUAAAUUAAAAAAAAAAUCUAUGAAUUGUAUGAAUAGUUAGGGGAAAGAGGCAGAUAUUGGCACUCUGCGCUCACCUGGAAGCCUUCCCUGCCAAAAAGUAGUCGUGAGAAAAGCAGCCCCUAAAAACAGGCUUCGUGCCUUCAAAGCCUCCCCCCCCCGCUGCCCCCAGAGUCGAGAGAUUUAUUAAAAAAUAAAUAAAAACCUCAAAACACAAGAAUGACUUUUUUAAUAGGUAUAAAAACCCUUUUUUAGCUGGCUAAUUGGGAUGGUUUCUCUUUAAGUCCACAUCACCUGCGUUCUCCCUGUCCUGCCAAAAUGAUUUGAUGAAGACUUCUCUUUGGUUGUGGAGAAACCAGAUUUAUUCUUGGAGAAUCUCAUUCCAUGCAUUGUGCUUCUCUUCUUUUCAUAACUGUAAAUAUUUGAAUAUUUAUUAGAGUAGAGCACCGUAUUAUUCUCAUCAUCUGAGCCAAAUAUCUGUGUGCAAUGUAUUUCCUUUCCUUUCUCUCAUGUAAGUUUUGUACAGCUUUAUAAAUAAGUAAAAAAAUUACUGUUUUUUCUAAACCUUUUUUUUUUUAGAAUUGAACUUGGUAAAUACUGUAGAUUCUUUUUUUCCCUGUGUAAUUAAUGCACUCUACUGUUCCAUAAUGCUGUAACUUGUAGAAAUGUUGUAUAUUUAUUUUCUGCUUAUUUAAGUUCCUGUAAAGGUUUUGUUUUCCUCCCCCUUCUCUCCUUCCUGCCCCCCAGUUUUUCUGGUAUGUGUGGGAUAAGUGAUUGAUUGACUUUCAAAGCACUGUCUUCUAAUUUCAGUGCAGUCAAUAUGGUUUCGAUAAUGAGAUUUUUUUUUUCUUUUAAAGUGCUGAAGUCCUGUUUUCCAGUAGCGAUUCAGGCAUGAAACGUGUCCCUGAUUUUUGUCAUCCCCUUUCCAAAACUCAUUGUGCUCCAUCCCGGCCACUUUUUUCUGGGCCAGCUUUAACAUUGGGUUCAAACCAAAAUGCACACUGACAUUGUACUGAUUAAUCACUAACCUGUUUCAUAGGACCCAGCAUAUGUAGCAUUUUUAUCGCAAUUUCCCUGGCUUACUUGUGUUUUGCACUGAUGAAUUUUGGACAGGGUAAUUGCCACUUUACUUGUGCAAUACUGCUGUAAAUAGUUGCAGAUCUUUUUUUUUUUUUUUUUUAAGAUGCAAUCUUUUUAUGUUCUUAAUAUGAGGUUUUAUAUGAAUAAAACUUUCAACUAUUA
Messenger RNA from Dromaius novaehollandiae (emu), 4747 nucleotides. It is a transcript of the gene BCL2L11, whose product is annotated as BCL2 like 11. Gene Ontology annotation, biological process: meiosis I. Bases 51 to 815 code for a protein of 254 amino acids. The record is from RefSeq and is a predicted model, not a curated record. NCBI's taxonomy places the organism in Eukaryota, Metazoa, Chordata, Aves, Casuariiformes, Dromaiidae. The transcript has 3 exons.